AGGAAGACAAGUCAUAGUUCACUAUCUUUCCUUGUGAUUAUAUAGUCGGACUUGUCAUCUUUUUAAUAUAGCAGUAAGGAUCAACACAUUUUUGUUUCUUCAGGCAUUCUGUAAAUGUUUUUUUGGAUUACGAUUUUAAAGGAACAAUUUUUCCAUGUUAAUAACGAAUGAAAUAAUUGUGCAUGUUAUGGAUCUGUUUGUUAAAAUACAACUGAUGACGUCAUUUUUGUGUUCGACCUUGCAAAGUUUAAACCAAGCGUUGUUAAAACAGUUCAGUUUAAGUCUGGUGUGUCGUUGACUUGUGCCAGAUAAAUAUUUCUGGAUUAAAGUAAAAAAUAUUAUUUAACUUUUUCAAUAUUUUAAAAUAUUUUUUUAAUACCAUGCCUAUGGGGAUUCUGUCGAGCACAAAAGACAUUUUCUUGAUCAAACACAGAGAAGAGCUUCUGGAAAAUACGUCAACACACGUCACAAUCUUGCCAGAUUUAUUAACCAACGCCACCUGCCUCAGCGAUCACACCAACAUACACGAACAGAUCUGCCACUUUGUCAUGAUCCCUGUGCUGUUCUUUAUCUUCCUCACCAACAUCUCUAUCUUGGUCUACUCGGUUAAAACCGACCGGUUCCGGCAACCGGGCCACUGGUUCAUCGCAUCCCUCUACGUCUCGGACUUAUUCGUGGGCGUCACCUCCGUCGGCACCGCGGUUCUAGACUCGGACGAACCCAACCUGGAGAUCUGUCUAGUUCGACUGGGACUGUUCCUCAGCUCUAUCAGCGCGACCAACAUCUUCCUCCUGCUGAUCGCAUCAGAUCGAUUUCUGGCAAUCACAAGGGCGUUGACCUACCACAGAAUCGUCACCCAUCGUCUGGCAGCCGUCGCCAUCACGUCUGCUAGUCUAGUUUCCCUCCUCGUCGGAUUCGCUCCCUUGUUCGGAUGGAACACCCGCGAAUAUGGUUUUCAUUGCUCGUUUCCAUACGUCCUUGACAGUGGUUACAUUAUAUUUAUGCUCACCUGUUCCUUACUGCCUAUAGGUAUCAUUUUUGUGAUAUAUUUUUACCUGUAUUCGAAAGCGAGGCUACAUAUUAAACACAUCGAGGCGAUCAGUUCGCUUCACCACCAGCGUGUGGGGUCGGGACAGUGGAUGACGUCAAAGGAGUGGAAGUGUAUCCGUCAGUUGAUGAUCGUGGUUGGCUGCCUGCUGGUCACGUGGUCCCCGUUCAUGGUGGCCACGCUGCUGGACGCCUCCCCGCUGGACACGCCGUGCUGGCUGAAGGAGACCAUCGGGACACAUUUCCUGGUGCUGGGCAUGACCAACUGUGUCCUGAACCCCCUCAUCUACACGGCCGCUACACGGGACUUUAGGAGGAGCUUCGGACAUUUUGUUAAACAUGGGUGUGGCAGGGUCACAUGA
Physella acuta is the source of this 1409-nucleotide messenger RNA. RefSeq names its product glucose-dependent insulinotropic receptor-like. The record is from RefSeq and is a predicted model, not a curated record. Gene Ontology annotation, cellular component: membrane. Gene Ontology annotation, molecular function: G protein-coupled receptor activity. Gene Ontology annotation, biological process: G protein-coupled receptor signaling pathway. Lineage: Eukaryota; Metazoa; Mollusca; Gastropoda; Physidae.